GAUAUGUUAGGAAUUACAAAAUCGGAAAUGACACGACUUUCUCCCGAACAGUUUGUAAAUGAACAACAACACCUUUUAUUACCUGAAACUGUUCAAGCUUCUGUAGAUGAGAAUGCUUCAGAAGAAACUACUUUCUCUUCUGCUGAUGAAUGGGAUCGUUUAAUGAAUUUAGCUUCUACAGAACAACUUCCAAAUAUUGUUAGUUAUGUAAGACAAAUGAUUUCUGAUGUUCCUCAAAUUCCUUCUUUGGAAAGACUUUCAAUAUCUGAAGAUGAAUUAAUAUUUUUUGCUGAUACUGAGGCAGAGGAAGAAGAACCCGCUUUUGAAAUUGAUUUGGGUGCUUUUGAAUUAGUUGAUGCUGGAAUUAGUGCAGAAGAAUUAUUAGCCAAUGAGGACCCUGUAAUUUACCAUAGAGACAUGCCUGUACAUUCUGUUCAUCAUGAUACUGUUCAGACAGAGGCAGCCAUUCAAAAUUUAAUGAAUGCUUCACAAUCAAUGUUAUCCUCUCAAAUUCCACCUACAAUGGUUGCAGAUAAUUAUUGUUUUGCUGUAGAUGCUGAUAAAAUUCAAAUGGACGAUGUUUUGGGUGAUGAACAUUGGUGGAAACACACAUCUAGACCUACUAAAUAUUUUUAUAGGUUACUCAAAAGCCAAAUACUAUUAACGGUAUUGUAA
This is a messenger RNA of Meloidogyne enterolobii, 675 nucleotides long. Lineage: Eukaryota; Metazoa; Nematoda; Chromadorea; Rhabditida; Meloidogynidae. The record is from the annotation of a GenBank genome assembly.